This is a messenger RNA of Suricata suricatta (meerkat), 3157 nucleotides long. It is a transcript of the gene CXCR6, whose product is annotated as C-X-C motif chemokine receptor 6. Lineage: Eukaryota; Metazoa; Chordata; Mammalia; Carnivora; Herpestidae. Gene Ontology annotation, biological process: immune response; inflammatory response; G protein-coupled receptor signaling pathway. The coding region runs from base 308 to 1333 and encodes 341 amino acids. The record is from RefSeq and is a predicted model, not a curated record. Gene Ontology annotation, molecular function: C-X-C chemokine receptor activity; coreceptor activity. Gene Ontology annotation, cellular component: membrane. The transcript has 2 exons.
GGAGAGCAUCGGAGAUCGGAUUCCACAGGCGCAGGCUGGUCAUGUGGAUUUUGAAGUACGUGGCAGGGUGCGUCUCUUAUGAUCACCGGCCGAGGGCUCUGAGAAGAGCUUCAACGGAAACGCGGACCACAUCACAGAGAGGCAGAGACAGACCUCGGAGCUCAACGCUGCAGCAGUCCCCAGCGCCCCUCCGCCGGUGAGUCACCUGUCUUCUUUCGAGCCACAAAGGCAGGCGCUAACCCCGGCUUGCUGGGCCCUCUGAUCCCUGCCCGCGGCGCAGCACGGCGGGUUCGCCAGGACGCCCGCCAUGGCGGAGGACGACUACACAGACCCCGGCUUCUUCAACGUGUCCGGCGACGGCAGCGAGGGCCACGAGCGCUUCCUGGAGUUCCGCAAGGUCUUCCUGCCCUGCAUGUACCUGGGGGUGUUCGUCUGUGGCCUGGUGGGGAACGCGCUGGUGCUGGUCAUCUACAUCUUCUACCAGAAGCUGAAGAGCCUGACGGAUGUGUUCCUGAUGAACCUGCCCUUGGCUGACCUGGUGUUUGUCUGCACCCUGCCCUUCUGGGCCUACGCGAGCAUCCACGAGUGGGCCUUUGGCAACAUCAUGUGCAAAACCCUGCUGGGCAUCUACACUUUGAACUUCUACACAUCCAUGCUCAUCCUCACCUGCAUCACCAUGGACCGCUUCGUUGCGGUGGCUCGGGCCACCAAGGCCUACAACCAGCAGGGGCGGUGGAUGGCCUGGGGCAAGGCCCUCUGCGUGUUCAUCUGGGCAGCCUCCCUGCUGCUGUCCCUGCCGCAGAUCAUCUACGGCAACGUCCUUGACCUGGACAAGCUCGUCUGUGGCUAUCACGCCGAGGAGAUCUCCACAGUGGUCCUGGCCACCCAGAUGACACUGGGGUUCUUCCUGCCCCUGCUUGCCAUGGUGGUCUGCUACUCGGUCAUCGCCAAGACGCUGCUUCGCGCCCGAGGCUUCAAGAAGCACAAGUCCCUGAAGGUCAUCUUCCUGGUGGUGGCGGUGUUCCUGCUGACCCAGACGCCCUUCAACCUGGUGAAGCUGAUCCGCAGCGCGAGCUGGGAGCGCCAUGCCAUGACCAGCUUCCAGUACGCCAUCGUCGUGACCGAGGCCAUCGCCUACCUGCGGGCCUGCCUGAAUCCCGUGCUCUAUGCCUUUGUCGGCUUGAAGUUUCGGAGAAACUUCUGGAAGCUCAUGAAGGACCUCGGCUGCCUCCCGUACCUGGGCGUCUCAGGUCAAUGGAAGUCUUCCGAGGAUGCCUCCAAGACCUGCUCGGCCUCUCAUCACGCGGAGGCCACCAGCAUGUUCCAGCUGUAGGCGUUGCCCCGGGUUUGGAGAGCCGCUCGCAAGCGUACAGGAGCACGGCCGUGUGCUCCGGAUGCGACGAGGAAGGCUUGGCUUAUUACGGCUUGCGCACUGUCACGCAGAAGCCACGCGGCAGCUGGACCCUGCUUCUCGGGCACAAACGCGAUCCGCUCUCUUCUCGAACCCUCGGGCCUAAAGCUCGGCGGAAGGGGGUGGGAGGGCAGCUCUAAAGCCCAGAAGGGCUUUCUUUCCUCUAUUCCCAAGAAUGCUGGCUCCAAGGGAAUGAAGAGGGACCCUUGAGACCUUAGGCUCUCCUGCGUGGGGGCUGGGACUGGACACUCAGGAGGGGAGCAUGGCCGCAAAGCACUGUGGGCGGGCGAGACUCCAGGCCCCCCAGUACAGACGAUUCUUCCAGCCACUGGGAAGUGGGGAGACUGGGGCAGACAUGACAGCGAGGCCUGGUCCAGUUCAGAACUCAUCGCCAGGCACCUGGCAGAAAUGAGAUCAGGUUUGCCUCACCUUGGGGUCGCGCCUUUAUAGACAGAGAUGCUUAUGUUCUCUUUGAUUAAUCUUGGGAGGAAGAACACCAGGGGGCACAGAGUCCAAACGAAUUAGUCAGCUGAGGAUCCCAGCGGUCCACGGAAUGCCAGGAAAACGUGCAAAGCAGAGUUUAUGACUCUCAUGGAUCUAAGCAGCAUUUCUGAACGGAUUCUUGGGUGGGUGUGCUCAUUUAAAAGCCAAACUGAUGCCGGACACGCUCGCAUGCCGAUAAAUCACAGAUCAGUGUGGAUGGGACACAAAUACACGCAUAUCAAAUGGCAUAUGGUUUUCAUGACUAUGAAAUAAAACCCUUUGAAAAUCUCCAACCUAGGUUUAUCCCUAGGCACAUUUUACGUGAACGCAGUAUGCUUGGAAUACAGGAAGUGAUUACUUAUGGGCUCAGAGCAUGGGGAAAGCAGUUAAAAUUGUAAGCUUUGAAAGCACAGCUCUAUCAAGGAAAUGGAACAUACCAGUGAUAAUGCUCCUUCGCUGUGGCUUUCAACCUCCUGCCCAAAAUGCGAGGUACGUUUGUGUCACCUCCGUAGUAUGGUCGCAUGAUGAAGCAGUUCCAAAUGUCAGACACUUGGGUAUGUUUAUUAGAUUCCAGUAGCAAUCUGCUCAAUUGGCUUAAAGUUGCCUUUGGGGCUCAUGCUUUGCAAAACCACUCACCAAAAACGAAGAGGACCAAUCACCUACAGUGAGAGAGAGCGCAAGCCACAGGCAGGGUGCUGGGCCGGGCUGGCUUGACGGUGCAGCUGUGGGGGCCGGACACGGAGUCCCAGCCCGGGUUCUCACGGGGGAGCGUGACCAGCUGGUAAUCUCUUAACCUCUUUGGUUUUGGUGAGACACAGGCCAUAAGAGACCCUGCUUCUGGGGGCUGGCGUGGGGGGUGGCCUUGGGACAGUGGCAUGCAUUCAGGGGUGGGAGGGCCCCACAGACGGCCGUGGCAGCUCAAGACCUAGUGACACGUGGAGGCCGCAGGCCUAUCCUGAGUGAGUUGGCAAGGCGCGGGAGGGGUGCCCGGCGUGGCACCCACACCCUGGUGUGGCUGCGUGCAGGCCGGCCUCACAGGGCCCACACGACCCUCCUACCGUCUCACGCUUGCACCUAAAUGCAGCCGGAGGGCAGCGGCCUCCCCAUAUACAGGUCCCGUGGACUGAGAGCUUCCUCACACAACAAAAUCUGCCCUUUCUGUGGUGACAAGGCUGACUUUUACCUUCUUUAAAUGGCUUCAAAUACAAAAAAAAAAGGCAACAGAAAAAAUAAAAAAUAAACAAUAAACACUCUGGCUUCAAA